Messenger RNA from Trichobilharzia regenti, 216 nucleotides. The record is from the annotation of a GenBank genome assembly. Lineage: Eukaryota; Metazoa; Platyhelminthes; Trematoda; Strigeidida; Schistosomatidae.
AUGUUCAGCAAAAUUUGGUUGACCAUCAUAUCAUCGAUUGUCUUGUAUAUCAUGUAUCUACCACAAUAUGAAUCAUCAUUCCUUUGGCAUCUUUUCUGUACAUUGUUCCCAGCAUGGUGCACUAAUGAAACGUGGUCAACUGUGCAAACGAUAGCGGCAUUAGGCGAAGGUUCGUCGGGAUCUCAAGGUGGUUUUCUGCAGUUAACACAGAAGUGA